UUUCGACGUUUCCAAAAUACAAUUUUUUUUUUUUUUUGCUAACACCAUAUACAAAUUGCUACCCAAUCAUGGCAGCUUCUGCAACAGCCAAGCUCUUAGUAUCUGAUUUCGCCUCCUCCGUUAGCCAUAUCCCUUCAAUCUACGUCCGACCCAUCUCCGACCGUCCAAACUUGUCCGAGGUCGAAACUUCCGGCGAUUCUAUUCCUUUGAUAGAUCUACUGGAUCUCCAUGGACCCAAUCGAGCCGAGAUUAUCCAUCAACUUGCUAAUGCGUGCUCCACUUAUGGCUUCUUUCAGAUCAAAAAUCAUGGAGUACCAGAGACAACCGUCAAUAAAAUGCUUACUCUCGCAAGAGAAUUUUUCCAUCAACCGGAGAGCGAGAGGAUGAAACAUUACUCGACGGAUUCAACAAAGACGACGAGAGUCUCCACAAGUUUCAACGUCAGUGCAGACAAAAUCUUGAACUGGAGAGACUACCUUCGACUCCAUUGCUUUCCUAUCGAAGAUUUCAUUGACGAAUGGCCUUCAAAUCCCGUUUCUUUCAAAGAGAUCACAGCUGAAUACACCACAAGCGUUAGAGCCUUAGUCUUGAGACUUCUUGAGGCAAUCUCUGAGAGCUUAGGCCUUGAGAAGGACCAUAUUAGCAAUACAUUAGGCAAACACGCUCAACACAUGGCCUUUAACUACUAUCCUCCGUGUCCUGAGCCUGAGCUAACUUACGGACUUCCUGGACAUAAAGACCCAACCGUUAUCACUCUCCUUCUUCAAGACCAAGUCUCAGGUUUGCAAGUCUUUAAGGAUGAUAAAUGGGUCGCUGUUUAUCCUAUCCCAAACACUUUCAUCGUCAAUGUCGGCGACCAAAUACAGGUCAUAAGCAAUGACAAAUACAAGAGCGUGCUUCACAGAGCCGUCGUGAACACUGAGAAGGAGCGGAUAUCGAUUCCAACAUUCUAUUUUCCUUCGACAGAUGCAGUGAUUGGUCCUGCACAAGAGCUGAUCAAUGAACAAGACUCUCCUGUUGUUUACAAAAGCUUUCCUUUUGUUGAAUAUUGGGACAAGUUUUGGGACAGAUCACUCGCUACUGCGAGCUGUCUCGACGCUUUCAAAGCUUCAAAAACCUAAAAGAGUGUCUACUUUGGAAUCAAUCUUGACUGGCUCUAUUGUUUAAUGUACGGAAUCCAAAAACCAUUAUAUCUAAUGUAACAAGGGCGUUUCAAGAUUAGUUUGUUUCUUAAUGAAUUUUUAAAUCUUAACUUUCACCUGCCACUAGUAAUGCGUUUUCAAACUAUAUAUAGUAUAUUAAAUUAGGAUCCGCAUAUAUUAUUGAUUUGUUCC
Molecule: messenger RNA, 1334 nt
Organism: Thlaspi arvense
Lineage: Eukaryota; Viridiplantae; Streptophyta; Magnoliopsida; Brassicales; Brassicaceae
Source: the annotation of a GenBank genome assembly